Molecule: messenger RNA, 768 nt
Organism: Drosophila albomicans
Lineage: Eukaryota; Metazoa; Arthropoda; Insecta; Diptera; Drosophilidae
Gene: RpS27
Product: 40S ribosomal protein S27
Exons: 3
Coding region: 115-369 (84 amino acids)
Biological process (GO): translation; ribosomal small subunit assembly
Cellular component (GO): cytosolic small ribosomal subunit; ribosome
Molecular function (GO): structural constituent of ribosome; RNA binding
Source: RefSeq, a predicted model, not a curated record
UGUUGUUUGAAAUACCUAAUUCACUUUUGUGGUAUUUUUUGGUGUGUUAUUACUUGUUAAGUUGGCUGCGAUUGGGCCGACUUCCUUUUCCGUGUUAGCUGUGAAAGAAAAAACAUGCCGCUAGCAAAAGAUUUAUUGCACCCUCUGCCCGCUGAGGAGAAACGCAAGCACAAGCUGAAGCGCUUGGUGCAGCACCCCAACUCCUACUUCAUGGAUGUCAAGUGCCCAGGAUGCUACAGAAUCACAACCGUGUUCAGUCACGCUCAGGGCGUUGUGGUUUGCGCUGGUUGCGCCACCAUUCUGUGCCAGCCAACUGGAGGACGCGCUAAGCUCACAGAAGGCUGCUCGUUCCGCAGGAAGCCACAGUAAUUUGGGAUGCGUCUUGAUGAACCACAAAUUAUUAAUUUUUUAAUAAACACUAAAAACGUAAAGAAACUACAAAAAAAAACAUUUGAGCCGUUUUCAUUCAAUUCAUGCCAAUCUUAUAGACGAUGCCGUCGAUGUUUUAUGCAAAUGGAGAAGGAUUCGCCAACAACAACAGCACACAGUCUAAAGUCUCUUGUAGAACAUUUCGGCAGCGGCAGCAGCAGCAACAAUUUAAUAUAUUAUUAAUAAGUAGUUUUAAACUGCAUUGAAUGAUUGAUGAGUUAAACUGGCUGUAAAAUAGAGAGAAAAAGCGUCCUUUUAAUAUAUGAUUUUUGCGUGUGUAAAAGCUGAAGCUUCUGAAGAACAUUAAAAAAUUAACGAUGUUGUGGUUAGCAAUGAGAA